Molecule: messenger RNA, 410 nt
Organism: Myripristis murdjan (pinecone soldierfish)
Lineage: Eukaryota; Metazoa; Chordata; Actinopteri; Holocentriformes; Holocentridae
Product: lymphocyte antigen 6D
Exons: 3
Coding region: 33-272 (79 amino acids)
Source: RefSeq, a predicted model, not a curated record
GCACGGCACUUAUCCGCAUACCAUCUGACAACAUGAAAAUCCUGCUUCUCACGCUGCUGCUGGUGCUGCUGUGUAGCACUCAAGUGCACACACUCCAGUGCUACACCUGUAGCAGCGAACAAGACGACAUCUGCAAGACAGAAACCAACUGUCCAUCAUCAUCCAGGUUCUGCAAGACCGUUGUCUCAGCUGACAGCAUUUCUCGAACCUGUGAGGUCAACUGUGCGGCCAGCGAAAAUGUCCUGUGCUGCAAUGAGGACCUGUGCGAGUGAGAGGCGCUGCUCGACAUUCCCUCUUUUCCUGCUAAAUCAACGCACUAUCCAGAAAUAAAUCACUGAAGUCUGCAUGAAUUUAUUGUGGAAGCAUGAUCGCAUGGGUGGGUGGAGGCUACAAUAAAACUUGAACAUGAA